Messenger RNA from Oncorhynchus nerka (sockeye salmon), 540 nucleotides. RefSeq names its product immunoglobulin-like domain-containing receptor 2. Lineage: Eukaryota; Metazoa; Chordata; Actinopteri; Salmoniformes; Salmonidae. The record is from RefSeq and is a predicted model, not a curated record. The transcript is spliced from 2 exons. Bases 96 to 524 code for a protein of 142 amino acids. Gene Ontology annotation, cellular component: membrane. Gene Ontology annotation, biological process: pancreas development.
UCCCAUCUAGCUCAGCCAUCCAGGUCUCCUCUCGUGAAGACAAGAAGUAUGCCACGCUGUUCCAGUCGGUGGUCCUGCCGUGUCAAUACUCCAGCAUGUCCACCCAGACGCCUGUGAUCCAAUGGUGGUACAAGUCUUACUGCCGCGACCGCACCCGCGACGCCUUCAGCUUCCCGGAGGGCCUGGGGGUAAGGGGCUCCUCGUCCCAUGUAGACUGCUCCGAUUCUAGCCGCACCGUCCGCGUGGUGGCCUCCGUCACCGGAUCCUCCAUCACCCUGGCCGAGCACUACAAGGGCAGAGAUAUUACUAUCAUCAACAAGGCUGACCUGCGUAUCGGGGAGCUCCAGUGGGGAGACAGUGGGGUUUACCUGUGUAAGGUGAUCAUCUCUGACGACCUCGAGGGCAGGAAUGAGGCCCCUGUGGAGCUUCUGGUGUUGGGUGAGUCCUCAACUCCCCUUCUCAGCCCUACCCUCUCCUCCCUCCAACCCUCCAUCUCUCCCAGUCAUCUACCACCCUGCCUCUGACCUACUGUCAGGUUGA